Messenger RNA from Dioscorea cayenensis subsp. rotundata (Guinea yam), 1641 nucleotides. RefSeq names its product protein DETOXIFICATION 33-like. The transcript has 9 exons. Gene Ontology annotation, biological process: xenobiotic detoxification by transmembrane export across the plasma membrane. NCBI's taxonomy places the organism in Eukaryota, Viridiplantae, Streptophyta, Magnoliopsida, Dioscoreales, Dioscoreaceae. The record is from RefSeq and is a predicted model, not a curated record. The coding region runs from base 1 to 1545 and encodes 514 amino acids. Gene Ontology annotation, molecular function: xenobiotic transmembrane transporter activity; antiporter activity. Gene Ontology annotation, cellular component: membrane.
AUGAGUAUGAAAGGGAGAGAGGUUGCCAUGGAUGAAGAGCAUGAACACAGACAGACACCACUCUUUACUCCAAGAGAGCAUGAAGGAGACUUAGAAGAAAUUAGGAACUUCAAGCAACUUGCAAGGGAGACGUUAAAGGAAAAGAAGAAUCUAUGGCAUCUUGCCGGACCGGCGAUCUUCACAUCACUGGCCCAGUAUUCUCUUGGCGCAGUGACGCAAGUGUUUACUGGCCAUCUCACCACCUUAGAGCUUGACGCUGUCUCUACCGAGAACAUGGUCAUUGCUGGCCUUGCCUUCGGUGUCAUGUUGGGCAUGGGAAGUGCACUAGAAACAUUAUGUGGACAAGCAUAUGGAGCAAAGCAGCUACACAUGUUAGGCGUUUACAUGCAACGUUCAUGGGUCAUCCUCAUCAUAACCUCGCUCUUCUUGUUACCCAUCUACUUUUUUGCAACUCCAAUUCUUCGUUUCUUUGGCCAAGACAAUGAGAUUUCGUCACUGGCUGGCAAAUUCUCACUCUACAUGAUCCCACAACUGUUUGCAUACGCUCUCAACUUUCCCAUCCAGAAGUUCUUGCAGGCUCAAAGCAAAGUCAUGGUCAUGGCUUUUGUGUCUGCUCUUGCUCUGCUGUUUCACAUCUUUCUCAGUUGGCUAUUGCUUGUGGUCUUCAAAGUUGGUUUGGUGGGGGCUGCUGUUUCUUUGAACUUAGCAUGGGUGGUUGUGGUGCUUGGCCAGUUUGUGUAUAUUGCGAUGGGCUACUGUCCUGGUGCUUGGAAUGGCUUCAGUUUGGGAGCUUUCAGGGACCUUGUAGCUUUUGCCAGGCUCUCCAUUGCCUCUGGGAUCAUGAUGUGCCUUGAAAUGUGGUUUUAUACAGUCCUUGUCGCCUUGGUAGGUCAGUUGCCUAAUCCACAGGUAGCUGUAGCCGCCAUGUCAAUCUGUAUCAACUUGUUGGGGUGGCAGCUGAUGGUGUUCUUUGGUUUCAACGCUGCAAUCAGUGUAAGGAUAUCUAAUGAACUUGGAGCUGGAAGGCCAAGGGCAGCCAAGUUUUCCAUAAUCGUGGUUAUUCUCUCUUCAGUAGUGAUAGGCCUCAUGUUCUUCAUCACAGUAUUGGUUCUGAGAGAUGUGUAUGGAAUUCCAUUCACUAAUAGCCCUGAAGUUGUGCAUGCUGUCUCUGAUCUUGCUCUUGUCUUUGCUCUCAGUCUCCUUCUCAACAGUGUGCAACCAGUGUUAACAGGAGUGGCAGUAGGAGCUGGAUGGCAGUGGUUGGUGGCUUAUAUUAAUUUGGGAUGUUAUUAUAUGUUUGGCCUUCCGUUUGGGUUCUUAUUGGCUGUGUACUUUGAGUUGGGAGUAAAGGGAAUGUGGAGUGGAAUGCUGGCAGGAGUUGGUUUACAAACAUUGAUUCUCAUUGGUAUCACAUUGAGCACUAAUUGGAAAAACGAGGCUUUAGCAGCUGAAUCAAGAAUACAACUGUGGGGAGGAUUUGUGGAUGAACCGGCAAAAAUCAUUCAAGCACAACUAUUAAUUCCACACGGAGAACAAAGUAUUUGAAGCAUGAUCUCCUAUUAGCAUUCUUGAGUUAUUUCAAAGGACCAAAUGUUUCUCAUGAAAUAUGAAAUAAGUGAGGAUGAUAAAGGGCUUGUUUAU